GACGGUCUUGAGGCGCACGGGCUCCCGGAAGUGGCGGAUGACGGCGAGUGUGUCGCGGUGCGUGAGGCCGCUGACGGGCGUGCCGUUCACCUCCAGCAGCACGUCUCCGGGACUCGGUGCUCGGCCCGCGUGCCACCGCAGCGCCCCCGCGGAGGAAGCAGCAGCCGCUAAGCCGUGGCUGAUGUACGGAAACUCUCCGCGCUCGGCGCCGCCGCAGAUCUCCAGCACGGAGCUGAGCUCCCCGCCGCCCCACGACACCGCGCUCUCCUGCACUUUGUUCGCCCAGUGCUUCUUCUUCUUCAGCGUCUUCGCCAUCGGAAACGCGCGGUCCCGGCUCUCCAGCGGAAACGCACAGUCCCGGCUCCGGCUCUCCAGCGGAAACGCGCGGUCCCGGCUCCGGCUCUCCAGCGGAAACGCGCGGUCCCGGCUCCGGCUCUCCAGCGGAAACGCGCGGUCCCGGCUCCGGCUCUCCAGCGGAAACGCGCAGCUCCUGCUCUCGCGCGCCGCGCUGUCUGUUUGCUCCUCCAGGAUGCGCUCGAGGCUCAGCACGCGCGUGCGGCGCUCGAGCUCGCGACUUCCAUUACUUAACAGGUGGACAAACAAAUCAAUCAAUAAUCAAUAAAUAAACAAAUAAAUGCCUUCGGCAAAACAAAGUAAAUGGAAGCGAAUCCCUUCAGCACAUCCGAGUCUCCUUUCUUCCUUCCUUCCUUCCUUUCUGUUUUUCCACGUAAACCAAUUGGAGCCGGAGCGCGCGCCCUACAUCACUGUUCCAGCCGGUGAACGAGAAUUAAACUGUUUUUGUUUGUUUGUUUGUUUGUUUGUUCAAACCAGCGCCACAAAACCCAGUUCAUUAAUCAGAAGCGCGUAUUCAGUGCACCUGCUUCUUCAAUGCGAGAGCGAGUUCCCGGUGUACCGGGACAUACCUGUCUCCUACAGACGCCUUCAUGGACCGACCGACCGACGACCUGGGUUUGUUUGUUUGUUUGUUUGUUUGUUGUUUUCUUCUUGUCGCUGGACCGCGCACGCGCACAACUCUUUCUAAAGUGCAUAUAAAGCGCACGCGAGAACUUUGCCGCUCGUGCUCGCUUCGCUACUCUUUUUUUUUUUUCCCCAGCACAGAGACCGACUCCGGAAAUGAGUGACGUCCAGCGCGACCAAUAGCGAGAGAGGAAGAGGAGGAGGAGACAAGAACACUCUGCUCACUGUUUCUCUUUGCUCAGUUGUCAACCUGUGAAAACGAAGGACGGCUUUUCUUUCAAGGCCAAGGGUAUGAGCAAGCAGUCAUGAGAGAUGCUUAAGAUAAACCACCAAUGGAUGUGCAGGUUACAUGCAACGUCUCCAGCCUUGAAUGUGGUCAAUUAGCACUCAUCAUCAUACCCAGUCUCCUGGCUCUUAGCACACUGAUCAUCGUAACUCAGAUAAUAUGGAGCUUCUUAAAAAAGAAAUCGUCAGUUCUGACAUCCUCAGUUGUGUCUUUUGACCGAAAUGGUCUUCUACCUGGACACAAUGCUCUGAGCUCAUGGGAAAUGCCCACCCACUGCAUCCUGGAGGAGGUGGAGUUCCUGAAAAACGGCCGCUAUGGGGAUAUCUGCAAGGGCCAAUUAAAAAGAGAUGGAGUUGCCACUGCAGUGAUCAUUAAAAUGUUCAAAGGAAGCCCAAACAAUCAUGAGGCAAAAGUGUUUGUGGACUUGGCACUGUUCUACUCAGCAGUUUGCAAACAUGACAAUCUGGUGCGAAUGCUCUACUGCCAGACACAACGUUCUCCCAUGUACUUGGUUUUCGAGAGGAGCACUCCUGGAAAUCUGCUGCAUUUCUUAUGGAGCCUUCGAGAGGGUGAGGGACGAGGGACGUGCCAUCAAGAACAGUCUUUUUCGGAAAGAUCUGUGUAUUUAGUGGCCAAACAAGUGGCAACAGGUCUGGACUACCUGCUGUCAGAACACAGGCUUGUGCACGGGAACAUCGCAGCAUGCAACAUGCUGAUUGGCUCAGGGCUCCUGGUGAAAGUGUCCGGAUUGGCCUUAGCCUUCGAGUCGAGGAAGACGGAGACGGAGACAGCGGGCAAGGAAGGGACAGCCGGAGUACCUCUGAAGUGGCAGGCACCAGAGAGACUCUUUAGACUUCCUGUUACGGCCAGGAGUGACGUGUGGUCUUUUGGAGUCCUCCUCUACGAGUUGAUAACUUUAGGUGCUCCUCCAUUUCCCGAACUGGAGCCAUCGGAGACAUUCCUCGAAACUUUGGCCAAUUACAAGCUGAAAAGACCUCCAAACUGUGGCGGGGCACUGUUUGACCUCAUGAAAUAUUGCUGCAUGUGGAAUUUUAAGGAUCGCCCGGCUUAUUCCGCGAUCAUCAGACUGCUGGAGUCGUACAUUCACCUGGCUAAUACUAAACCCCUCAGUGCAACACAACACAUGGACAUUUCUGAAUACAGAAGGAAGGCGGGAGUUCCAUCUUGAGUAUUCAGAGCUGACGAAUUAAGACUUGUGUCCAAAAGUAACGUCAAUAUUCUGUUCAACAUCAAGCUGUUCAGAGUUGCUGGAGUUGAUUUUCUGGCCUCCAAGAUUAUCAAAUUAUUCUUCUGUAAAAUGAUUUGAGAUGGGAUUUCUCAAUCGCAUCUAGACUAUUACCUUUAAACACAAGCGCUUACGCUUGACACCUGAUUUAAAAAAAAAGGUGUAAAAUGUGACUGAAGAGCAAGAGUCAAAUGUAGUAUGAUGUAACAUGAAAGCAAGGGACGAUAUCUAAUAAGAGUCUAGUAUAUUGCCAAAAUAUUAUUGCAUAAAUAUAGUCCUACAUUUAGCAAAUUUGGUUUCAAUAUGGCUCAUUAUUCAGCAGCUUGAAGUAAUGGUUAGAGAAGCAGCUUUGGGACCAAAAGGUUGCCAGUUUGAUUCCUUGGACCAGCAGGAAUGGCUGAAGUGCCCUUGAGCAAGGUACCUGCUCCCCAGGCUACUCUGGGUAUGUUGUAUGUCACUCUGGCUAAGAGUGUCUGUUAAAUGCCUGUUAUAGAGUAGCACAUGCUGCUAUUUUUAAACAAAGAAAUUAUAUAUCUACACUACCAUUCAAAAGUUUGGGGUCACUUUGAAAUGUCCUUAUUUUUGAAAGAAAAGCACUGUUCUUUUCAACGAAGAUCACUUUAAACUAAUCAGAAAUACACUCUAUCCAUUGCUAAUGUGGUAAAUGACUAUUCUAGCUGCAAAUGUCUGGUUUUUGGUGCAAUAUCUCCAUAGGUGUAUAGAGGCCCAUUUCCAGCAACUCUCACUCCAGUGUUCUAAUGGUACAGUGUGUUUGCUCAUUGCCUCAGAAGGCUAAUGGAUGAUUAGAAAACCCUUGUACAAUCAUGUU
Molecule: messenger RNA, 3339 nt
Organism: Neoarius graeffei (lesser salmon catfish)
Lineage: Eukaryota; Metazoa; Chordata; Actinopteri; Siluriformes; Ariidae
Product: tyrosine-protein kinase STYK1
Exons: 11
Coding region: 1311-2453 (380 amino acids)
Biological process (GO): multicellular organism development; positive regulation of kinase activity; protein phosphorylation
Cellular component (GO): signaling receptor complex
Molecular function (GO): transmembrane receptor protein tyrosine kinase activity; ATP binding
Source: RefSeq, a predicted model, not a curated record